This is a messenger RNA of Salvia miltiorrhiza (redroot sage), 933 nucleotides long. RefSeq lists its product as uncharacterized. Gene Ontology annotation, molecular function: nucleic acid binding. Bases 1 to 933 code for a protein of 310 amino acids. NCBI's taxonomy places the organism in Eukaryota, Viridiplantae, Streptophyta, Magnoliopsida, Lamiales, Lamiaceae. The record is from RefSeq and is a predicted model, not a curated record. The transcript has 2 exons.
AUGGGUAGAAGGAAGGAUUUAACAAGUGAGGAAAGGCAAGCCAUGGCCUUCUUUCUUCUUCAAAAUUCAACAGAUGGGAAGCUCCACCAUGGGACUAUCACUGCUGCCAUGGCGAAAUGGGGGUGUUGUCGGAGCUCCGUUUCGCGUUUAUGGCAGGCUGCAAAAAAGGAGCAAGCACAAGGUCAAUUAGUAUCCGUUCAAAGCAAAAAAAUCAACAAAUGUAGAAGAAAAAGAGUGCAAAUAGAUUUAGAACUCAUAUCUAGUCUAGAGUUGCAUAAAAGGGGAACCAUUCGAAGACUAGCAACAUGUAUUAAUUGCUCGAAGAGUACAGUGGGCAGAUGGAUCUCAAAGGGGCUGAUCAGAGCUCAUUCAAGUGCUAUCCGACCCAAUUUGACGGAUCCCAACAAGUUGUUGAGGCUACGGUUCUCUCUUGAACAAAUUGAAUAUGAUAGGAUAUGCAAUGUCCUAAAGUUCAAGAAUAUGCACAAUGUAGUGCACAUUGAUGAGAAGUGGUUCUACAUCACCAAAGCAAACCACAAAUUUUACUUAACUCCAGAGGAAACUGAUCCACAUCGCACUUACAAGAGUAAGAAGUUUAUCAAAAAAGUUAUGUUUAGUUGUGCAGUGGGCAGACCUCUAUUUAAUGAAGAUGAGAGUGUGUUAUUCGAUGGCAAGAUAGGGAUUUUUCCUUUCACAGAGAUGGUACCAGCCAAGAGAACAAGUAAGAACAGGCUGGCUGGAACAAUGGAGGAGAAGCAAAUCCAAUCCAUCACUAAAGAAGUGAUGAAGGCCUGCUAUAUCUCCAAGUUAAUUCAUGCAAUUUGGGACAAAUGGCCUCAAUUUGCAAGCAAAACUAUAUAUAUACAGCAAGAUAAUGCAAGGCCACAUAUUAAGGACAAUGAUCCAGAUUGGAGAGUUUGUGUGAAUGCAUAG